This is a messenger RNA of Cylicocyclus nassatus, 1961 nucleotides long. The record is from the annotation of a GenBank genome assembly. NCBI's taxonomy places the organism in Eukaryota, Metazoa, Nematoda, Chromadorea, Rhabditida, Strongylidae.
GACACCCAUUUGUAAGAAUUUUCUUGCAGAUUUUGGUGAAUUCUAUCGGGAGAUGAAUAACCUCCCAUUUUCUUCGGCAAAUGCGGAGGGUAAAGAACUGUCACUGGAUGAUUACGAUCGGGUUCGAACGCCGCAUAAGUCAUUGGCGGAUAACACUGAACUUCGACUAAGAGCUGGGACUCUUUCAACUGAGCUUAGCUGUCCGAUAUGUCUUGAUCUGUUGACUCAAACAAUGACCACCAAGGAAUGUCUUCAUCGAUUUUGUGCCGAAUGUAUAACAACGGCGUUGUUUCGUGGAAACAAAGAAUGUCCGACAUGUAGGAAGAAACUGGUUUCGAAACGUUCAUUGAGACCUGAUCCGAACUUUGACUCUUUGAUAGCUAAGAUUUGGCCUGAUCGGAAGACCUAUGAGGACUUGCAAAAAGAUGCGUCAGAGAAGUUUGCAGCUCAGACAAAUAUGGAUGCACUCAGAAAUUCGAUUGAAGAGGGCAUAAAAGCACAAGAAGUGAAUCGUCGGAAGCGAGUUCAGGGCUCUUACGAAUGCGAAAGACGAAGGAAGCGACGAGACGAGGAUGGAACUGCCAACGGCCCAGAUGAUGCUGCUGAGAAUGAGUCGAACUCUCCCACCGAUGAGGAUGGAGAAGGAGCAGCCCAGAUGUCGUGGAACUCCAACAACAAUGCCGCUCCUAACAUCAAUAAUGACUUUUUGGAAGAGGAGGAAAUUGUCGACGAGUUGGAUCUGCUUACCGAAGAAGAAUUGCAAGCCGAAUACGAUGAAUUGGAAGAAGCUGAAAUGGAAAAUAACGAAAAUGAGGAGACCGAACAGGAAAGCAAGAGCGAGGAUGACAGUGAUUCAUCAUCAUCGACGUAUAGCAGUUCCGGGGCGUCGUCACUUGUCUCCUCCACGCCUUCAUCAUCAUUGUCCAUUUCUGAGUGCAGUGAUGAUGCACCACCACAACCGCCACUUGCAAAUGGUAACCCCAGUGAUACCCCGGGAACAGAGGUCAGUGGCAAGUUUUUGAAGAAUUCUACGCCACCUAUGGUGCAGAACAACAGCGACGAGUUGACCACCAUUAACACCAAUGCUACCACGUCGGAAUUGUCGCCGUUGACUAGUGGCUCGCAGCAAAGCUCAAAUUCACAUUCUGUCCAUCCGCCUGUUUCUAUACUUCAUCCUAAGGAACGUUUACAUCAAUGGUUGGACGAGAAUCCUUCUUCUCCUCACAUGCCUGAGGAGAACAUGAAUGAUCCUUUAACGCGCAGGACAGAUGACGACAUGUACGAUCCGCCUAUUUCUGGUGCAGAUGAAAUAGAAGCGGAGCUUCUCCCUUCCGCUGCAUUGUUACGUCGGCAAUGUCCAGCAGAACUAAUGCAGCCACGGUACAUAAGAACAAAGCACGACACAACGAUGGAGCAUUUGGCAGAGUUUAUCCACGUGAGGGUGAUGGAGGAGGUUCAGUCAAAUCAGACCGAUUUUGAUGCAGAUCCGGUGCCGACGGUCCCUCGACCUCAACAUUUCUAUGUUUUUAGCCGUAAUGACGGGCAUCACAUUCGUAAAAUUUUCCUGCAUGAGACUAUGUUGACAGCGCAGAGCGCAAUGACCAAAGAUGAUCACCUUAUUAUUUUCUUUGAUACGGAACCACCACAACUGCGGGAAGAAAAGUCGAGUGUACUUGAGGACGUUGUUCAUGCGCAUUUUCUCAGUCUUCCUCAUGUUUAGGCAUAUUUUACUUUUGCACUGUUGUUUGGCACGAGUUGUACCGCAAAUGCUCUUAUAUCCUGGCUUGUACGGUUUAUUGAUCUCUUUCUCCUCCUCAUUUUACGAUGGGAGAAUUAUCUGGCCGUAUCGGUCUUUUGUCAUGAAAAAUGAUGUAUAGAAUGUUUUUAAUCAUUAUAUUCAUUCGUGAUAUUUGUCUUGUCAUUGCAAAUUGUUCUACUUUCAAAACUUAACAAUGACUACC